Molecule: messenger RNA, 864 nt
Organism: Stegodyphus dumicola
Lineage: Eukaryota; Metazoa; Arthropoda; Arachnida; Araneae; Eresidae
Gene: Glut4EF
Product: Glucose transporter 4 enhancer factor
Biological process (GO): regulation of transcription by RNA polymerase II
Cellular component (GO): nucleus
Molecular function (GO): DNA-binding transcription factor activity; RNA polymerase II cis-regulatory region sequence-specific DNA binding
Source: RefSeq, a predicted model, not a curated record
UUUUCCGGUAUCCGGCCUCUCGCCUACGUUUGACAAGCCGGUUCACGGUCCAAUCAGGGUGUAGCGGCUCUUUCCAUCUCGCCAAUCGGUGACGCUUUGCGUCACGUGGUUUUGUUGACGUGAGCCCGGCCGGCUCAGGAACCUGGCAGAACGAGACAAGAGCUGAAACGAACCGGCGAGUUGAAAGUUUUCGCGUUGCUAUUUAGGAAAAGCGAACUUAUAAAAAAAAAUAAUAAAUAGCGGCAAUAGCAGUUUAAUGAUAGUUAAUUUUUUGCUUUCUUCAUCACGUUCAAUCAGAUUUUAUUAUUCAAAUAAGCUGAUUAUUUUUUACGAUAUGUGUUUGGGAUUUUUAGAUUCAGAUUUUGUGUGAAGGAUGUCUACAGGCAAGCGAUUGGCAAAGAGGUCCAUUUUGGGCACUCGGGUAUGCGCCCCGAAUUCGCAGGGGCUUUUUGUGCCAGGUGUGAUCCAGGCAACCAAAACAGACGAUCAUCUUAGCGUGUAUAGUGUAUGUUUGGAUGACAAGACGACUGCCGAGUAUGGUCCAGGCGAUCUGGUGGGCCCAGGAUUUAAGACUAUCAUGGAUGUCAUUUUGCAAAGGGGUCAGAAAGUUUACGUUACACACAAUGGGAGAGAAGUGAAAGGUAUGGUAUCCCAUCACAGGCCGGAUACUGACGAAGUUGAACUUAGCCUUCCAUCAGUUGGACUCAUACUAAAGAAGAGACUUGAAGAAAUACGGCUAAUAGAAAGCCGAAAGUCCGCCAGGCUACAAGAUACAGAUACGGAUUAUUCCAGGCUAGCCGAUGGUCAGCCGGAACCCAGACGAAGGGCUUCAUCUUUAAGCAUCGACGUACCUUAUGGUCAGAG